GCCGAGCCCCGCCGCCGGGGCGUGUCAACGCCGCGCACCCCGCUCCCUGCCAGCGCUCCGCCGCGCCGCAGCGCCAACAUGCCCGCCGUCGACAAGCUCCUCCUGGAAGAGGCUUUGCAGGACAGCCCACAGACUCGGUCUUUGCUCAGUGUCUUUGAAGAAGAUGCAGGAACCCUUACUGAAUAUACAAACCAGUUGCUUCAGGCAAUGCAACGAGUCUAUGGUGCUCAGAAUGAAAUGUGUCUUGCCACACAACAGCUUUCAAAGCAGCUCCUUGCCUAUGAAAAGCAGCAUUUUGCCUUAGGCAAAGGAGAUGAAGAAGUGAUAUCUACCCUUCAUUAUUUUUCAAAAGUUGUGGAUGAGCUCAAUAUCCUUCACUCUGAACUGGCAAAACAGCUUGCGGAUACAAUGGUUCUCCCAAUAAUACAAUUUCGGGAAAAGGAUCUCACAGAAGUAAGCACACUGAAGGACCUUUUUGGCCUUGCUAGCAACGAACAUGACGUGUCCAUGGCAAAGUAUAGCAGGUUACCGAAAAGGAAAGAAAAUGAAAAGCUUAAGGCAGAAGUGGCAAAAGAAGUGGCAAAUGCAAGAAGAAAGCAGCACCUUUCAUCCCUGCAAUAUUACUGUGCCCUGAAUGCUCUGCAGUACAGGAAGAGAGUGGCAAUGAUGGAACCUAUGCUAGGAUAUACUCGAGGACAGAUCAACUUCUUUAAGAAAGGAGCAGAGAUGUUUUCCAAAAGAAUGGACAGCUUUUUGUCAUCUGUUUCAGACAUGGUUCAAAGCAUACAGGGAGAGCUGGAUGCAGAAGCUGAAAAAAUGAGGGUAUCCCAGCAGGACUUAAUUGCACUUAAUGAAUCUGUUUACACCCCAGAUUCUGAUGUAACUUCACCUGCUAUCAAUAGAAAUCUCAUCCAGAAGGCUGGCUACCUUAAUCUUAGAAAUAAAACAGGUCUGGUGACUACAACUUGGGAAAGAUUGUAUUUCUUCACUCAAGGUGGCAACUUGAUGUGUCAGCCCAGGGGAGCAGUAGCUGGAGGAUUGAUUCAGGACUUGGACAACUGCUCUGUUAUGGCUGUAGACUGUGAAGACAGAAGAUACUGCUUUCAGAUCACUACUCCUACAGGAAAAGCGGGUAUAACCCUUCAAGCAGAAAGCAAGAAAGAAUAUGAGGAGUGGAUAUGUGCUAUAAACAACAUCUCCAGGCAGAUCUAUCUCACUGACAAUCCAGAGGCAGCUGCAAUCAAGCUGAACCAGACAGCCCUGCAAGCAGUGACUCCCAUUACCAGCCUGGGGAAAAAACAUGAAGUUCACCACCCCAGCCAGACUAUAAAGAAUAUGGAAAAUGAUAAAAUAAUUCCCAGUGAAUCAGGUGACAUUCAGGACUCCACACAACUCAUUGCUCCUGGAACACCAAUUCAAUUUGAUAUCGUAUUGCCUGCCAUGGAAUUCCUGGACCAGAAUAGAGGCAGCAGGCGUGCAAACCCAUUUGGGGAAUCUGAAGACAGCAGCAAAGAUGAGGAGGAAGAUUCGCUCCUGCAGCAGAUGUUUGUAGUUCGGUUUUUAGGAUCUAUGGCUGUUCAGUCAGAUGGCACAUGUGAGGUGAUUUAUGAAGCUAUGAGACAAGUCUUGGCUGCUCGUGCCAUCCACAACAUAUUCCGUAUGACUGAAUCCCAUCUCAUGGUCACCAGCAAGAACUUGAGGUUAAUAGAUCCUCAAACCCAAGUUACACGAACAAGUUUUGAACUCACCACUGUGACACAGUUUGCUGCCCACCAGGAGAACAGGCGACUGAUUGGCUUUGUGGUCCACCUCACUGAGACUCUGGGAGAAGAAUCCAUGAGCGCGUAUGUUUUUGAGAGCAACACAGAAGGGGAAAAGAUUUGCUAUGCCAUUAGCUUGGGAAAAGAAAUUAUUGAGGCACAGAAGGACCCAGAAGCAUUAGCUCAGCUAAUGAAGUCUGUGCCAUUAACAAAUGAUGGAAAAUUCAUGCUUCUGAAUGAUCUGUCAGAAGAGGAUGGCACCGUGCAUGAAGGAGGGGAAGAAUCAGAGGCAUGAAAAGCUCCUGUCACUUCCUGCAGCCUGUGUGGGAGCAGCAAAAGCAGGGAGUCAUUUUGCAAGAAUCUCUGGUUUUCAGUCACCUGCGCACACCCAAGGCCAGCUUCUCUUUUCCUGCGGGAGAGCACACGGCGUCUCUGCAGCAGAGUUCCCACUGGAUUUCCAGUGGAACAACAGCAGGACUUGGCCUUCCAGGCAUUUUGCAUUUGUGAAUGUGUAGGGUGUAGCUGUGUCUGGGAAGCUGACAAUCUUCAGGAAACGUUUCAGCCCAAGCCCCUUGCUGCUGGCAGGAGAGCGCAGCUGUCAGCCACCGAGGGGUAACGGCAUUUCUUCACACACACACACACACAGCAGCCCCCAGUUCCACUGAAAUUCAUGUGAGCUGUCAGCUCCUUUAACAAAUAUCAGGCCUCAACUUUCCUACCGUAGUCAAUUUUCAUAGUUUGCAUGAUUAUGUGCAUCUGAAUGAAGGUUAAAAAUGCACUAUCUACUUUAUUUCAGACGAAGUUAUUUUUAGUCUAGUUGAAGUGUAACAAGAUUUUGUGUUAGCCUAUUUACAAAACAAUUUGUUAAACACUAAAUUUUUCCUAUUAAUAUAAUCUAUUUUUAUAUUGCAUCUAGAAUAAGCUUACAAAACAAAUCUAAGUGCCUACUCUUACCUUCAUGGGGACCACACUCACAUUCUGUAAUUAAGUAAUGGACAUAAUGUACCUCCUUGAUUUAUUAUUCUAAAUACCACUGACAUGCAAACCUCAGAAGCAGUCAACAAAUGUGGCAUGUUAGUUAUGUACAGUUCUUCUAUGGUUAGGUUUCUUAAAUAUUAAGUUGCCAGAGAUGGUAAUAGUAAGGCAAAUAAGUACUUUUAUAGUAAGAAUUCUUUGUAUUUUUAACAUUGUGGUAACGUGCAACAGCUGAGUCUACCAGCAAUCUUUGGUUUUAAGAAACUGAGCAAUAAAAUGUUAGAUAAGUCUACAAUGCAUUGACAAGUCUCAUAGUACCUUCCUGAGAUUAGAUACUAGAGACCUUUGCUAAUAAGUUUACAUUUUUUUCCUUCCUGAAAACAUGAGCAAGUGUACUUUGCAAGAACAAACAAAAAUAAGCAAAAAUAAACAAACAGCUGUUAUGGGGGGAGGGGUGUAAUCUGUAGCAUAGUUUGUGUUAAUCAAGAUGAGGUAUCUAGAAAAAAUGGCUGAAAUUCUUCAAACUUAAUUUAACUCUUCUCAGUCACUUACUAGGAGAGUACAUUUUCUGUAAGCAGAAUCUGUGCAACAGUAUCUGAAAGAUCCCAGUUUGAAAGUGUUUGAUGUAGAAUAAAUUUAAUUUAACUGGUUACUGAAUGUUUAAAAGAACCCUGGAAGAAACCUGUUAGUAACUGACACAAAAACUUCUUUAUAAAUAAAAGUUGAAGCUGUCUUAUUAAAAACA
Molecule: messenger RNA, 3480 nt
Organism: Chiroxiphia lanceolata (lance-tailed manakin)
Lineage: Eukaryota; Metazoa; Chordata; Aves; Passeriformes; Pipridae
Gene: APPL2
Product: adaptor protein, phosphotyrosine interacting with PH domain and leucine zipper 2
Exons: 21
Coding region: 79-2055 (658 amino acids)
Biological process (GO): signaling
Cellular component (GO): endosome membrane; cytoplasm
Molecular function (GO): protein binding
Source: RefSeq, a predicted model, not a curated record